UGUUCAUUCUCUGCUCAUUCCCCCAAUACACCUUUUCCUGCAAAAUCAAUCUUCUCUUUUCUUCAACCUUUUUCUGAAUUUCGGCAGAGGUAGAAGGAGAGGGAGGAGACAUCCAAAAUGAGUUAUCAACCACUGCCCCCCCACGACAACCAUCCUCCUCCAGGGUAUGGAACGGUUUACCAUCCACAACCCGGAUACCCAUCCGCGCCACCUCAACCACCUUUUGAAGGCUAUCCGUAUCCGCCCCCUCCGCCUUCAGGGUACCCGUAUCCCCCACCCCCACAACAUGGAGGUGGUUAUCAAGGAUACUUCAAUCAAGGGUAUCCUCCGCCGCCGCCUCCCACCCAGGUUUACCAUUGUGAUCAUUAUCAUCAAGAUGAUGACUCUGGUUGUACCUCCUUUUUACGAGGAUGUUUAGCGGCCCUCUGUUGCUGUUGUAUAUUAGAGGAGUGCUUCUUCUGAAGUUCACAUGUGCCCGAUCCUCUGUUGGUGUCGCGGAAAUACUGUUUGUGUCCCUUGUUCAUGGGAAUGCCUACUGACAGUAUUCUUGUUGGUGAAGAAAUCAAGUUGUAUUUGAUAAUUUUUUCAGAAUGUUCUUUUUGCCACUGAAAUUGGGAUUUCAAUGUACGACUGAUUGUAUGGUGAAACUGUGGGUGAAUAAAGGUUGUAUUUUCUUCAUUCCUGUGUGUCUGUAUCAGAUGACACUGAAGAUGUGGUCAACCUUACUAUUCUGUUUUAAUGGUUUAAAGCUUUUAGUC
Sesamum indicum (sesame) is the source of this 758-nucleotide messenger RNA. Its product is annotated as proline-rich family protein. The record is from RefSeq and is a predicted model, not a curated record. Lineage: Eukaryota; Viridiplantae; Streptophyta; Magnoliopsida; Lamiales; Pedaliaceae.